Messenger RNA from Hypoxylon fragiforme, 1912 nucleotides. RefSeq lists its product as uncharacterized. Lineage: Eukaryota; Fungi; Ascomycota; Sordariomycetes; Xylariales; Hypoxylaceae. The transcript is spliced from 3 exons. The record is from RefSeq and is a predicted model, not a curated record. Bases 565 to 1770 code for a protein of 401 amino acids.
UUAGAGCUUUAUAUGCAUACUUGAAACAAGGAGCGGAUAGUGACAGACGUGCCGCUAUAAGCCUAUCUUUGUAGCCGCCGCCAUCGAUGGCCCCGUCUUUCCCACGGGGUUGCCCCAGAGUUUCAAGUCUUAGUCGCAUUGAUCCCGUCUUAGGGGGCUUUCCCUCAUCUAUCGACGCCUCACCACCUCGCAGGGUUCAUGUAUAACUUGCGAGUCGUGUGGCACCCAUGGUCUUCGUCCUACGAAGUGGCUAGUAUCUAGAUCGAGAUUGUCUAGUUCACUUAGCCUCGAAUUUCUCCGUUGCAGAGCUAUAGUCAUGAUCUCUACUAUGAACAGAAACUAUAAAACAGUUAGAUGCUCUCACUCACAUCACAUCAACAGUCAUUGUAAUCAAUCCCACAAGAGUAACUCUAUUGUUCAAUCUACCCCCUUUCAACUACCUUGGUUCUCUUUAGGUUCAUCCUUUAGACGGCACUAAGCUUCAAACCCACCAACCCCUUUAAUAUACUCAUCACAUGUGUAUCGUUUGCUGUAGUGUCAAACGAACCCCAUUUACAAUAAAAUAUGGUUGAGAUCCAGAAACUUGAGAACGUCGCAUGCGACGUUAUCCAGCGGGUGAAGGAAAUCCCAGAUCUUAAACAUGCGAAAAUAUCAGUCAUCGGUGGGCUGGCAUUAUGCCACUACCUUCCAGAAUAUCGCUCAACAGAUAACAUCAAUUUCAUCACCAACAUUUCGACUUCGCCGAGCUCCAUGAAGAAGAGACUGCUAGAUCGACCGGGGUCGCCUUUCUUUUUACGGUCACAGGCAAUGUUCUAUAACUGCCCCAGCGGCGAAGCUGUCCGAGUUGACAUCAGUCCUCAGUGGCUUGGUCCUUAUCUCCCAGACUCCGCUACGACGGUUGAGGACAUCGAGCCCGACGAAAUCCCUUAUAUCUCAUUAACCGACCUCAUUGUUUUCAAGCUCGACUCGAGCGGACUUCGCUCAAACCCUCUCAAAAAGGACCGUGACGCCCGUGACGCUGCAGCCCUAGUCGAUCUCGCGGUAAAUGACGGCACUAUGGAACUUUCAGAGAAGCAGGAGCAGGUUGCCGAGGAAGCGCUCUGUGACGUGAGCAAGUGUGGGCCUAAGGAAAAGGACUGGUGGGAAAGAAGUAUGGGCUUAAGGAGAACUUCUACUGGUAACGGAGAGCCUGGGCCCGCUAGGAAGAACUGUCGUCCACAUUCGAAAUCUGACCCUUCGCCGACGAGAACUCCCGUCAACAACGACCCCAAUGCCUCAUGGCAUUACGACAGGGCCGAAUAUGUGCACACCGGACGGUUCAACCUGUUGCAGAAAGGCCAGCGGAACAAGAAAAUUCCCUCUGCUUCCAAGGGCAGACCACGUCUAGCGGAGCGUUCCAGCUCGUGGAGGACCAUGAGGGACAUGAAGUCCAUGCUGACGCUCACGCCCAAGACCAAGAACAAGAAUGUGCGCAGCGCGGAUCUGUCGCGCGUGGAGAGCUACGACGACCAAUACUACACGCUGGAGCCCGGAGGUAGCCCGUACGAGCAAGGGAAAACCACGCCCCUUAACGGAAAGGCGGGAACGGACGAGGGGUACUUCAACUCGUCCAAGAUUCCGACCGGUCAAGUGGGCACGGUGACGGAGCACAACCCUGUAUGUGUCAGGAGGACAAGCAAAACGGAAUAUUUCGAUAUUUCGCCCCCGGAUGGCCCGAGUGUCGUUACGAAGCCACCGGGGUUGAAGACGAGUAUUUCGUUUGUUCUCUAGUAUGAACAGGAUUGUGGAGGAAAGAAUCUGGGAUGUUGGUUACAUGUUCCCCGUGGUAACUUUCUCAGAGUGAGAUGAAUGAUGUUUUACGAAGUUACAUGAUACAAUACUUGACCCAGCCGGAAUAGGUUUCGGGUAUCUU